AUGAAUAAACAAGAUCUGCACAGAAGAAUAAGAUCGGAAUCUGGUUCAACUAAAUGCAAUGGCUCAUCUUCAUCCGGAAGCAUCUAUACCCAAGAAUGGAAAGAGAUGGUAAAACAGAUUAAGUCCCCAGCAGACUGGGAUGUGUACCUGAAAACCAGACCAGAGCUGGUGGAAAUAGGUAUAAGAGAAGGUAUUCCAGACUGUGUUCGUUCCCAUGCAUGGCAACUCACAUCUAAGGGUUACCACCUUCUCCAUUCCCACCAAGGACUGUAUCAUCAACUUCUAACUCAAUCCAACUCUUUGUCAAAUCAACCCUUGUGUAGACUUGAAAACAUGGGCAUUGUUAAAGACAUCCAUAAAACUCUAGAGUCACAGCACUUCUCUAACCAGGUCACCAGUUCAGGGUCUCUGUACAAUGUCUUAAGGGCCUAUGCAAACUAUGAUUCAGAAGUUGGGUACACAGAAGGAAUGAGUUUUAUAGCAGCAUUACUUCUUGUCUACCUGAAUGAAGAAGAAGCAUUCUGGGUCAUGGCUGCAUUGCUAAAACAGGAAGGGAACAGGGGACUCAGGGGAAUAUAUACAUAUCACAUAUAUGAUUUGUGUGUUUUUCAGUUUGAAAGUUUACUAAAGGAUCACCUCCCAAAGCUGGCUUCUCACUUUGAGAAAGAAAAAAUCAAAGCUAGAAUUUAUUUUCCUUGGUGGUGUAUGACAAUGUUUGCUGCUAGAUUUCCCCUGAACUUUGUUAAGAGGAUUUGGGACAUUCUUUUCUCUGAGGGUUUAUGGCUUCUAUUUAGGGUUGGGUUGGCACUGCUUAAGUACUGUGAAGAGUAUUUGCUUAGACUGGGUUGUGAGAGGCUCAAGAACACUUUGACUCUGUGUCUCUUUCCUGAGGAUGCUCUGGAUCCUGAUUUGAUAUUGCCACUGGCCUAUUCUUUUAGGGUUGGGAACAACAGGAUGGAGGAGCUCAAGGUGGACUAUGAGAGGAUGAAGAAUCUCCCAUGCUUAAGACCUAUGGAGUGUGUCAGGAGGCAACCUUUUCAUAAGAAUACUGGAGUACAAGGGUUUGCUUAUGCUUCCUCUCAACAAAGCGUAUUGGAGCUGAAGAGCCGAGAAGAGUUUGAGAAUUGUGAUGUGAGCAAUCCAAUAAAGCUAUAUGAUGGAGGGCUUGAUGCAGUCCCACUCAUUGAAAUGGGUGAUAGAUAUUUUACCAGUGGAAAUGCAGAAGGCCGUCAACAUGGAAUGAAAGUGCACAUUAAUGUUUUAUCUGAUGGACUCGACAAUGGCCAAUCUGACAAUUUCGAUGUAGUUUCAGAUGGGCUUGACAAUGUGGCCAAAGAUUUGGGUUUAGAUUUAUUAUCAAAUGGAAUGAAGCAUUAUAUUGUUGCUUCUGCUAGUGAUGAUUCGAUGGAGGAGGGGGCAAUAAAGGAGGUAAUUUCUGAAGAGCCCACAUCAUCAUGA
This is a messenger RNA of Cryptomeria japonica (Japanese cedar), 1458 nucleotides long. RefSeq lists its product as uncharacterized. The transcript has 2 exons. The record is from RefSeq and is a predicted model, not a curated record. Bases 1 to 1458 code for a protein of 485 amino acids. Gene Ontology annotation, molecular function: electron transfer activity. Lineage: Eukaryota; Viridiplantae; Streptophyta; Pinopsida; Cupressales; Cupressaceae.